Messenger RNA from Xiphophorus hellerii (green swordtail), 3123 nucleotides. Its product is annotated as TOX high mobility group box family member 2-like. NCBI's taxonomy places the organism in Eukaryota, Metazoa, Chordata, Actinopteri, Cyprinodontiformes, Poeciliidae. The record is from RefSeq and is a predicted model, not a curated record. Gene Ontology annotation, cellular component: nucleus. Gene Ontology annotation, biological process: regulation of transcription by RNA polymerase II. Gene Ontology annotation, molecular function: chromatin DNA binding.
UUUCCCGUUUAUUAUCGGCAGAGGUCGCAUGGCAGAGGGAAGUCCAACCACUUCUGUACUGGAACCAAUGCAAGAAUAUGCAGCUCCAUAACAAAGCCCGUAUGGAGUCCUGAGAGCAGUGGAGAAAGCACGCGUCCGUGGGGGCUGUUUUAAUUGUUUUCUUUUUAAAAACAAACCAAAAAAAAAAAAAAGACCGUGAAAAAAAGAACCCACAGAACAGGAUCUAAGUUGGAGGUUUGCAUUGUUUGGCCAACACGUGCGUACCACCAAUGCAUUUGCACUCUCCGUUUAGAGCGAGUGAGUGAGUCUGUUUCGCAUCCUGGUGCCGGGCUCUGAAGGAGGACUGCGCAUCAGCGGAGUUGGUGCCGAAGUACGAAUGCGAAGAGAAGAGAAGAGAAGAGUGCACCGAAUAAAACUCCUGCACUUGUUUGGGGUUUUUUUUAUUUUUAUUUUUUAAUUUUAUUAUUUUCAGUGUGUAUAAUUACUCCUACUUUCUUGUGCUUCUGGCGGUGUGUUUGACAAGACAACAGUGAGUGAAACACGCCGAAAGUGAUUUCAUGCCUUCAGUCUCGCUCAGCCUGAGAUGGACGUGAGAUUUUAUCCUGCGCCCCCGGCAAAUGUGGGUUCAUGCUCCCUGCCGACUGAUCCAAGUUGCCUGAGCUCGCUGGACUAUUACCACUCGAACAAGGCCCAGUACAGUGUUAGGCUCCGCACAGCCUCCCCUUCAGGCAUCAACCCAUCUAGGAAAAGACUGGCCAUUGCUAUGUUUGAUGCUGACAACAUGUAUAUGAAUGACAGCAACCAAGAGUUUCGGUCACCAAAUCAGAGCUACUCCAGUCAGGGCAGAGGCAGCGGCGGCAGUGGAGGAGGAGGCGGAGGAGGAGGAGGAGGGGGCACAGGGGACGAAGACUACGAGAUUCCCCCCAUCACGCCUCCAAACCACAUCGACCCUUCUCUACUUCACCUUGCAGAGCACGAGUCGGGCUACCCCUUCCACUCUCUGCCUCACAACGGCUUGCUCAACACCUACUCCUAUCCCGAGCUGCCUGCCCUCAUGAUGUCCAACAUGCUGGGUCAGGACACUCACCUCCUCUCUGGGCCUAUGCACUCGAUAAGCAACGAGAAGCGGAGCGCGGCAGAAAUGAUGAAGCCCAAGCCCAAACCUCAGAAGAAGAAAAAGAAGAAGGAUCCCAAUGAGCCACAGAAGCCUGUGUCAGCGUACGCGCUCUUCUUCAGAGACACCCAAGCUGCCAUCAAAGGCCAAAACCCCAAUGCCACUUUUGGAGACGUCUCCAAGAUUGUGGCCUCCAUGUGGGACAGCCUCGGGGAGGAACAGAAGCAGGGCUACAAGAGAAAAACUGAGGCAGCUAAGAAAGAGUACCUGAAAGCGUUGGCUGCGUACCGAGCCAGUCUGGUUUCCAAGACAUACAAUGAUCCUGAACCAAAAAGUGCCCAGCAGACCAGCCAACCCUCUCACUUACUGCCCCCCAAACAGCCCCUGUACAGCGUGCCCCCUCAGUCUUCUUCACCCUACCUGGGCCCCCCAGGCUCCUUCCCGCUCUCCGAGCUCCAGAGCUACGGUGGGCCGCCGCGCCACGCCCUGGGCCCGACCCUCAGCCAGUCCCAAAUGCUCCCGCCCAGCAUGAGUGCCUCUCCCCCAGCACCCUUCCAGAUCAGUCCCCCUCUGCACCCGCACGCCCAGCUCUCCUUGCAUCUGAAUCAGCCAAUCCGCAUGCAGCAGUCGCAGCCAAUCAUCUCACACCAAAUGGGGCUCCAGGCGCCUCUGCAUUCCCCUCCGCUCAGCCAACAGGGAUUCUCCCAUCUUCAGGCUGAUUACCAGAACAGCGUCGGGGGCUCGCAGUCCCCAGGGGCACCCAAUCCAGUGCAUGGGCAGAACCCCGACUGGGAUGGCGAGUACUGCAACAGGGAAUGUGGACCCAACCACUGCGGCAGUGGCAUGGGAGCCCGGGACAAGCCUCUCUACCUCACUUGAAGUUAUAUGACCUCCACAUGUCAGACUCCAGAGAGCUUUCUAACAUAACAACAGCAUCAUUGAUGUAUCUGCUUUUUAUUCAUUUUGUUUUUCUUUCUUCUUCUUCUUCUCUUUCUUCUUCUUCUGAUGGAUUUUGAAAAUCCCAAAGACUGCUACAGUACCACCUUUUUGCCAAGCACUUAAUCGGCCACAAGCCCAAGGCACUUUCUUUGCUUUCUUUCUUUCUUUUUUUCCCCCUCCUGGUCUGUGAACAUUGUUUUUGGAGGUGGCAGUGAGCUUUAAGCUCAUGCCGGCAUACUGGAAAUGAGGGCCAAAAAUGUCCUCUCAUCUUGUUUGGAUUUUUUUUUUUUUAAUCGCUUUCCUUUUCACUCACUUCCUCUGUCUUUGCCAUGAACUAUCCUUGGUAGGAAGAUGAAAUGCUUAAAGCAUACUCAAAGGUAGAAAAUGUAAUACAGGAAAAUAGAAUAUAGUUGCUUCAUGAGGGGUGGACGUACUUCAGGACUUUCUGAAACAUCCCCGGCUGAAGGGAAAGCAACAUUUUAAUGAAGGUGUCGUUGAGAAUACAUAAGCCGUUUGUAAAUCAUUGCUCCGCUUACUAAAGGACUUUAUUUCCUUUAUCACAGAGUGAUUGUAAAUAUCACCAAAAUGGAACCCUCUCGUGUGUGUAUUAAGCUGGAGUCCCUCUGCCUUUUCGGUUUUUUUCUUUCUUUUUUUUAGAAAAAAAACCUCUCUUUUGUUUGGUUAUGUGAUUUUUCUGUGCAGCCGGAUUCAGUGAGGGGCCACACACAUUAAAGCUGUGUUUAUGUCUCUCCAAAAAAAGUAAAAGCAGGAAAUGCGAAGGCUGAAAACUGUUUGGUGUCCUUGUCGGCCGAGCGAAACUCCUUUGGAGGACAUCACUGCUUGCACGGCCUCAGGACGUUACAGGGGUUAACGAUUAAACCAAUCCCCUCUUAGCUCCUCCUACUCUUGUCAAUAAGGACCGCCUCCUUUGCCUAUAGCCCCGCCUUCCAUCCUUUUAGUCUCACAUCACUUGUACAGGUGAAGAAAAAAAAAAUAUGUUGCUAAAUGUGAAAUGUUACUAAAGAAAAAAAAAACAUACAGUGGGUUUUCAAGUUUUUGACUAGUUUCCU